AUUUAUGCUGAUACCUAGUUGCAAGAAAAGGAAAGGGGGCUGAUUAUGACCAUUACUCAUAAAGGGACAUGUUUCCUGUGUUACUACAAGGAACAAACUUUGGAACCUUUCACGCUCUUCUGGCUACUUCAACUUGCCAGACCUGUGGAGUCCAUGGAAAACAAAGGCGAAUAUGUGAUGUUUUCGAAAGAGACAUGCCUGCUGGACACUCCAUCAGAGAAGCUGAGGAAAGAGCUGGAGGAAGAGCUGAAGCUCAGCAGCAGUAAUAUUCAAAGCCAUGGCUGGUAUCAUGGCCGUAUACCAUGGGAGGUAGCGGAGUCUCUGGUGCUUGAAGAUGGGGAUUUCCUCAUUCGCGAUUCUCUCACCAGUUUGGGAGACUACGUCUUAACCAGCCGCUGGGAUCAUAAGCCUCUCCACUUCUUAAUCAGCAAAGUUCUGCUGCGAACCAGCGAUACGUACACACGCGUGCAAUACACUCUCGAAGGAGAAACGUUUGACUCCAUUCAAGCCUUGGUUCAUUUCUAUGUGGGCAGUCAGACAGCUUUAACCACUCAGAGUGGGGUGCAUGUUUACUCCCCAGUAAACAGAACUCUACCACUGCGUUAUCUAGAGACAAUGUUUGGCCAGGCUAGUCCAGAGGGGACUCCAGUAACCUCACCCUCACACAGGAAGGGAAGCCUGAAGAAAAGAGAAAGCAAAGCGGCGACUGAGGCUCUGGCAAUGGAGCUAAUAAAUCCCCAGAGGGAGGCAGUCAAGAGCUUUGCUGGAAGCCUGGAACAGCACGUUGUGGUGACGACAUCCCCAGCACCAAUAAACACAUUGUACAGACGUAGAAGGAGUCCAUCACGCAACAGGAAGUUUGUUGUAGUCCCUUCAUCACCUGUCCUGGAAAAACCUAUUGAAACACACCUCUGCACCUCCCCUAAUGAUAGUGCUGUCAUCUAUCUAGAGCCCACGGUCAAAAUCUGGUCUAGCAUGACAAGAUCCUGUCAAAGCCCAACUGCAGAGCCUGCCAACCUGCAGACCAGUUCAGCUGUCUCCCCACCCAGCCCUGGUCAUAUUGAGCACAGUGGACAAGAGGACCAGACUGUGACUGGUUUCAUGGAGGAGGACAAUGAGGAUUACUUAAUGCCUCUUGUAGCUGAAACAGCAACCAGUUUCAGUCCCAGCAUGUACCAGUCAGCCCUUCUCCCUGCAGAGAAUAAACCACUAGAGACAAGAGUCUUGAGGAGAGUUAAGGAGGUGCUUACAGAUGCUGAUACGAAAACAAUGGCUAUGCACAUCACCAAAGUUGACUGCAUGGUUGCUCGAAUACUGGACAUACCCGAUGACCGAACAAGAGGAAUGGGAGUGAGUUCAGGAAUGGAGCUACUUACACUUCCACAUGGCCAAUAUCUCCGACAAGAUCUACUGGAAAGGUUCCACACCAUGUCCAUCAUGCUGGCAGUGGAGCUGCUAGGUUGCACAGGCAGUGUGGAGGAAAGAGGAGCUCUACUGCACAGAACUAUCUCACUGGCCUCAGAGCUGAAGAGUAACUUGGGAAACAUGUUUGGCUUCACUGCAGUAAUGAAAGUCUUGGAACUUCCCCAGAUUUCACGGUUGGAGGACACAUGGAUAGUUUUACGCCAGAUAUACACAGAAAGUGCAGUCCUGUAUGAGAAAACCCUGAGGCCCUUUUUGAAGAGACUGAAUGAUGGAAAAGAAUUGUGUGAUCCUUCAAAGACAACUGUCCCCCACAUGCUACCUGUGCUGCUCCUGCUUGAGAAGAGUGCAGUCAGUCUUGAAGGAUCGGAGUCAUGGGAGAGUCUGGACGCUGGGAUGGACUGUUUGCUGGGUCAUUUAGAUGCUGCACGUAACAUGGCAUGCCACGGGGAGACGUUCUGUUCUAAUGCAAAAGCAAAACUACAGGGCUUCCAGGAGCAGCCAGAUCUUCUAGAAAUUUUCCUCACAGAGUUUCAGAUGCGUCUCCUUUGGGGCAGCCGCGGGGUGGAAGAGAGCAGGGAGGAGCGCUAUGAGAAGUUUGACAAAGUGCUAACAGCCCUUUCUAACAGACUGGAGCCACCUCACCCAGCACAGUGACUUAAAGCAGACAUCACGCUACAUGUGACUGUGAAUCAUGUCUAUUUUCUCUUUUUGAUCUAUACCACAGGAUGACUUAGGGAAGCAUUAUGCGACACAGUGUGACUGAUCAAGAUAAGUUAUUUGUUUUUAACUUUUAUACAGUUUUGUAAAUAAUGUACAUAUAUCCUGUCCAGAUUUGUAUUUUUAAGUAUGAUUAACAGCACUUGGAUAUAUUUCUCUUUAAAAAAAAUGUCAUAAUUACCAUAUAAAUGUCUUUAUAAAUUACACUAUUAUAAUAAACUAUGUAUUAUUUUAUACUCAC
This is a messenger RNA of Pygocentrus nattereri (red-bellied piranha), 2383 nucleotides long. RefSeq names its product SH2 domain containing 3Cb (gene sh2d3cb). Lineage: Eukaryota; Metazoa; Chordata; Actinopteri; Characiformes; Serrasalmidae. Bases 46 to 2079 code for a protein of 677 amino acids. Gene Ontology annotation, molecular function: guanyl-nucleotide exchange factor activity; phosphotyrosine residue binding. Gene Ontology annotation, biological process: small GTPase-mediated signal transduction; positive regulation of peptidyl-serine phosphorylation. The record is from RefSeq and is a predicted model, not a curated record. The transcript has 12 exons.